UCAAGCUGAAGAUGAAAGAACAACAUCUAUAUAUUGUGAGAUCAAAGUAAAAGAAUAUCCAAUAAAAAAGAAAAUUAAGAAAUUUGGCAAGUUACUUAAAAAUAGCAAAAGUGAAGGAUCAAAUAGUAAUGACAAAGGGGAAACUGAAAAAGAAUAUGAAGAAAAACAAUUAAUAAAUCAAGCAUAUUUAUAUCAAGAAAUUUUUAAUGAUUGCUUGCCUAAGUAUUAUCUUGAAAAUCAAACAAUUAAUGAAGAAAAAGAUAAGAGUUUUAAUAUAGAUAAAAUAACCGAUGAACAAAAAUAUCUUUUAAAAAAUUUGUUAGAAAAAUAUAAAAACAUUUUUGUAUAG
Molecule: messenger RNA, 349 nt
Organism: Racocetra persica
Lineage: Eukaryota; Fungi; Glomeromycota; Glomeromycetes; Diversisporales; Gigasporaceae
Source: the annotation of a GenBank genome assembly